ACGACGCACGAAGCCCCGAUAAAUCGGGGAUCUCCGAUCCGGGAACGGGCAGUUGGCGCAGCUGGUUCGUGGUGUAAUACAUCGGGCAACGUCGGAGCGAUCCUGAUCGGCGCACGUGUUCACGCAACGAGACGCCGCCGAUGCGCAGUUUGAAAUCGUUGUGCAAAUGAUUAAGUCAGUGUCAUCGAGCUCGACCAACAGACAGAAAAGACAAUAUUCAGCGUAACAUGAGUUCCGCAGAAACGACUUGUUGAUGACGUUAUGGGGUGGAUCUUCCUUGCCAGUACUUUACUCUUCUGCUUAUGCGCGGCGGGAUUGCCGUUGCCACAAGGAGGUGGCGGGGCGGGGGGCCAUGGACAGCCGCAGGCUGGAUCGCCGAGCACCCCGGGCCCCGGCGGUGGCACAGCUGGCAGUGGCGCGAGCAGCACUCUUGGCGCCGCUGGCGGCGGUGCCUCUGGCUCUGGCACUGGCGCCGUCGGUGGAACCGGCGGUGGGGCCGGCGGCGGUGCCGCCGGCGGCGGCCCAGUUUGGUCUACGGGCCCGGCUCGUCGGGGCCGAGGGUGGCGCGACUGGCGCCGCGGCGACCCCACGCUGAUCAAGGGACUCUGGCAGUCGAGGGGACCGCUAGAUUCUUUAGGAAAGGCGGAGGUGUACAUCUUCUUAGCGCUGCUGAUCGGUUUCGUGACGGUGGUGGUGGGCUGUUGGCUGUCGGACAACUGUUGGUCCCCGGAGCCGGAAGGAGUGGUCACCCUGGCAUAGCCUAGUGCAGACUUCCGUUCGUCCAGGCGAUAACAACUAGUACGCGGGCCCACCUACAGGAUUUUCCAGAACUCGGUUCAGCAGAAUCGACGACCGUUGCUGGACAUCAACGACAACCACACGAUGCUUCCACCCGUGUGAACGACGCCGCCUUAUGCAUAGAAGGGAAAAGAAAAAAAAGAAAGAGAGAGAAGAAAGGAAGGAGACACCUUUUGCCAUUAGACUAUGGUUCGCCGCCAUUACGUGCGCCGUGCGGCCGAUCGAAUAUCGCCCGGUCCCAUAAUAUCGUAUAAUGUCGCGGUUUCGCCACCGACGAAGGUACUCGACCGUAAAUCCAAACGUUCAUCGAAAUAUCGACAUGCACCGCGGAGGUUGAACCGGGGCUGUGCCGUGAACCUAAAAACGGAUUACCGAUUGCGCCGACGUCUUUUUUUUUCCUUUUUCUUUCCUUUCUUCUUUUUCUCUAAUUCGCUGUCGUUUCGUCGUGAGUUUUCUCUCUCGACAGAGAAACGUCGAUGGUUCGUCGCGGCGGAAUGAUUCCAUUCGGUAAUUAUUCGGAGUUGCAAAAAUUGAUAGUUGCCAAACUAACUGAUCGUCGAGCGAUUCUUUUCCUACGAAUUUUGAGACAAACACUUGCGGAGAACCUCGGUUGAAUUUGAGGAAUGAGAGUGUAUUGCGUUGCGACGUAGGAUAUUUUUAUACAGUCUAAAAUUAGUCUUUGAUACGGCGAUUGCCACGUUACUGGUUCUGAGAACAAGCUUUCGCGCACGUAUUUCAAAAGUGGCGCAACUGAAGCGAAUCGUCCAGGAAACGUGAAAAAAAAAAAAAAUUAUUCGGAAGUAUCGUUGUUAGACGCACGAUGCUUUUUCCUUUUUUCCUUUAGUAAGAACAAGCUCUAGGUGGGGGAAAAAAUCGCCCUUUCAGACCUGGCCCUGAUAAUUUCAACGUUCUAUUUUCACUUGUGACACUUUCCAAAUACAUGCUCGAUAUCGAAUUGCUCCACUUUGUUCUAAUCUUAGUUACGCUCAAUUAAAACCACUUAAAACUACAAGUGGAAGGAUCAUCUUGAAAUGAUCUUGGCAACAUCUCGUUUCAACGUCGUCGAAACGAGACCAGGCGGUGUCGUAUAUUCUGAAUAAUUAUCGAAAGUUUUAUAAGACGAAAGGUGGAGAACCGGAGGUGGCAAUUAGCGAAAUUGGAGAGCAGGCGGCGGGGAACUACGGCCGAAUUUGGUGAACGCGCACGCUCAUCAGUGAGCUAUAAUUCGCUCGUUAACGCGAUCCACGCUCGAUUGUCGUCGAGUAGGGACGCGGCAAUAUUCGGGCGUAGUUCCAUCGUGAGUUCGAGCUUCCGGUUGGAGGGAUUCUCGCGGAUUAGCUGGCUAAUUCGCGGGCUUGUUCAAUGGUCGGUCGAGAUGUAUAGAUGGUGGUGAGAAUUUGCAAUAGAGAUUCCCGAAAGAGGAAUUGAUUAUGCUUAAUUUCAGGGAUGGCAAAGGGUUUCCUGUGCACGGUGGUUCAACGUGCACGCUUUUUAUGGGUAUGGUAAGAUUUAUGCGGUUGCCGUUACGCGAUUUCAAGGGAUUUGUUGCGCAAAGGAAGGGAGGCUUUCGGUCGAUUCAUUUUCUCUCUUCAGAACGACGAUCGUGCGUUGAAAUGUGGAGUGUCAGAUAGGGUGGCCCCGAAGAACAUCGAGGAAUCACAGUCACAACGAUUCAACGAUCGAAUCGAACGUGUCUGGAUUCUUAUAUAUUAGGAUACUCGUACGCGCCAUUUGGAUAGAUAAUAAUCGUUCGAAUAGUACAAAUACUCAGGAUGAAAUCUAAUCUUAAUUAGAAUUUUCGUUGCGAUUUGUAAAAUUAAGAAUCGCCGAGUAUGUAUGUUGAAAAAAAUGCAUU
Messenger RNA from Frieseomelitta varia, 2653 nucleotides. RefSeq names its product keratin, type I cytoskeletal 10-like. Lineage: Eukaryota; Metazoa; Arthropoda; Insecta; Hymenoptera; Apidae. The record is from RefSeq and is a predicted model, not a curated record. The transcript is spliced from 4 exons. The coding region runs from base 262 to 759 and encodes 165 amino acids.